UCCACACAGCUAGAUAGUGUACAACACAACUUGCUUUGCUCAUGUGCACUUAUAAAGCGUCGAGUGUUGUGGCUGCUGCUGAUCCACGCCCUGAACUAACGGAAAACGAGGGCGACACCGAGGUCCAACGUUAACUUUGCAUCCAUGCCGACUAAACUUAACAUGCCCGCAAGGGCGCAGGUUCUUCGGUCUUCGCGACCAUUAGUUAGCCGGCAUUCCGCGUUCCUAGGCGCAGUGGUUGGCGGAGCUAUAAUGGGCGGAGCUGUCAUGAGCCUUCCCUGGGAGGAUGAGGUGGUGUACGGCAUGACACGUGACAUGGAGGUGCUAGACCACCUACAACCGCUGUCAACCGAACAGUACGAACGAACAACUGUCUACUUUGACUCGCAUGGCAUAAGGUGUGAGGCCUGGUUUUACGAGCCAAGCGCCAAGACAAGGGGACAGAUGGACCAGGGCCGGCCCCCUCCCGUGGUGGUAAUGGCGCAUGGUCUAGGCAGUCAGAAGGACAUGGGCCUUCACCCGUACGCGGAGCAGUUUGCAGCGGCGGGUCUGGCCGUGGUCGUCUUCGACUACCGCUCAUUCGGGGGCAGCGAUGGAUGGCCGCGACAUGAGGUCGAUUGGCGCAAGCACCUGGAGGAUUGGGAGGCGGCUGUGGAGUGGGUUCGAGCGGGCGGGCUGGGUACGGGCCGCGUGGACCCCUCGCGUCUGGCGUUGUGGGGCGUGUCGUACAGCGGGGGGCACGUGCUGUGUACGGCAGCCGCCCUGGGGCCGGACAAGGUGGCGGCGGUGGUGGCGAAUGAACCCUACCUGCAGGCGCAAAAGGCAGUGAGCAAGCUCAUCCAGGAGCGCGGAGUGCUUCCCAUGGCUCGAGUUGUGGCCGCCGCCAUGAAUGACAAGGUCCGUUCGCUGCUUGGCCUGCCCCCCGCCUACAUCAAGCUGGUGGGCGGUGCGGGCGAGCUGUCGCUGCUGCAGCUGGGCGAGGAGGAGCUGGCGCACGUGCAGCGACCCGCGCCCAGACGGCAGGGCGGCUGGCAGAACCUGCUGGCGGCCAGGAUGCUCCUGGGCGCGGCCGCCUACAACCCCAUCAGCCACGUGGCCCAGAUCAAGUGUCCGGUGCUGGUGGUGGCGGGAACCAAGGACGACGUGUGUCCUGUGGAUCAGGCGCGUGACGCCGUGGAACGCAUUGGGCCGAAGGCUCGCCUGAUUGAGCGGCCCCACGGGCACAUUGAGCUGCACAAGCGGGGAGCGGAACCGGAGCAGCUCCGGUCGAUCAUCGAAUUCUUGCAGGAACACCUGGGCGGAGUUGUGGUGGAUGCAAGCCCUGCCGCACCAUUUGCGCACACGGCUGAGAGCCAGUUUGGUUAAAAGGAUGACAUGCACAUCUGCCAGCAAACUGCAGCGACGGUUCGCUCUGCGUGCGUUGUACGUGACUUGUAGCAGUUUGCUUUCUGUUCCGGGAUGGUCGGGUACCUCCUGCUUUUAAAGUGUUUGUACCAUUCUGUUGUGUUUCUUUCUUUGUAUGUAAGGUAGCGUAAUUACUGAUGUUGCAAGGCCUCUAGGUUGGCCAAACAGUUCGGCUCAAGCGCCUUGCGGUGGUUGUGGAACUGAGAGUUGGGGGCUAGCAAAUUUCUUUAAUCUCGAUAAGCACAUAUGUCUGUCCACGAUUAUUUUUUCAAGUCAACCUUGGCCUCUUGGCCUCUUGACCUCUCCUGGAGUGUUGGGACGUUCCUGUUUAGUAUCCGUACUUGUGGAUUUACGGUACGCUGGCUGCGCUCCCGUUGGCUGCAUUAGCAGUAAUUAGAUAGGACUAUGGAACUGCUAUUCGCGUCCUUGCACCU
Molecule: messenger RNA, 1838 nt
Organism: Astrephomene gubernaculifera
Lineage: Eukaryota; Viridiplantae; Chlorophyta; Chlorophyceae; Chlamydomonadales; Astrephomenaceae
Source: the annotation of a GenBank genome assembly